This is a messenger RNA of Drosophila persimilis, 2175 nucleotides long. It is a transcript of the gene Ttd14, whose product is annotated as TRPL translocation defect protein 14. Gene Ontology annotation, molecular function: phosphatidic acid binding; GTP binding; phosphatidylinositol binding. The transcript has 12 exons. The record is from RefSeq and is a predicted model, not a curated record. NCBI's taxonomy places the organism in Eukaryota, Metazoa, Arthropoda, Insecta, Diptera, Drosophilidae. Gene Ontology annotation, biological process: photoreceptor cell maintenance. The coding region runs from base 403 to 1989 and encodes 528 amino acids.
UCAACUCAAUAACAAAAUGCUGAUCAACUAUAAAUCGAAUAGACUUUGAUAGCGAUAAACUCGGAUGUGGCACAAAGCAUUGCGCCUGACGUUGGCCCCGAGGUCGUAUGGUGUAUCAUAAGAGUCGAAUCGUCGCAUUUCGGUGAGGUCCCGCGCAAUCUGAAGGAAUGACCAAGUCCAACCAAUACUUUACUCCACGCAUGUUUAAAAUUGCAGCGCGCGUGUCAUAGUUUUCAACCCCAAUCCGUGAUUUUGCAGUCCACGACCCUUCAUAACCUUAAAAAGGCACGUGCAUUUGCUCCGUUUUGCGGCGUAGAAGAGUUUCCUCGUAUAUCAGACACUGACGGAGAGCCCAACCACCGCUGUUGCGCCUGCCACGAGAGUUGACAGGGACCGACGAAGAUGGCAACAGCAGCCGACCAGCUAAUGGCACCUGCCUCCCUCGCCACGAUAGCGCCAGUCAGCAACGGGCAACAGUCUCUGCUGGCAACGACAACAGCAGUAGCGAUGGCUGCCAGGAAUGGACAGGAGCAGCAGGAGCUCGUCGAGAACCAAAAAUCCACCUCCCCGAAGCCAAGCCCCAUGCCGAACCUGAAGCUGAACAAGAUGGGCUCGGUGUCGAGCAAGGAGAAGCGUGUCUACAAAAUCGUUUUAACUGGCGGUCCCUGUGGCGGCAAGACAACGGGCCAGUCCCGUCUGUGCACGUUCUUUGAGAACCUGGGAUGGAAGGUGUUCCGCGUGCCUGAAACGGCCACUGUGUUACUCAGUGGUGGCGUCAAGUUCUCUGAUCUGACCGAGAAAGAGGACCCGCCCACGCCAACCACGUUCGUUUACAAAGAUCUGCCAUUUGCCGCGCCGGAGCACAGUCUCAUCGACCUAACUGCAUCCUGUCCGCGUUGCUUGGCCAAGGCUGCCUCCAAGCCCAAUGGCAGCGAAGCGUACAAAUUUCAGGAGAAUCUGAUACGCACCAUGGUGCAAAUUGAGAACACCUACUUCGAGCUUGGGAACUCGAGCACCCGCAACUGCCUGAUUAUAUGCGAUCGCGGUGUCAUGGACGCCAGUGCAUAUAUAUCAAAGGACAAGUGGGAGAAGAUGAUGGCGGGCAACAAGUGGAACCCCGUCGAGAUGCGCGACAAUCGCUACAACCAAAUUUUGCACUUGGUGUCGGCGGCCAACGGAGCCGAGGACUUCUACUCUACGGAGGACCACGCCUGCCGUUCGGAGGGCGUUGAUCUGGCGCGAGAACUGGAUUACAAGUCAGCGGCUGCUUGGGUGGGACAUCCCUACUUCGACGUGAUCGACAACUCCACCAACUUCGAGGCCAAGAUGAAUCGCCUGAUCGAGUCCGUAUGCCAGAAGGUUGGCAUCGACAUCGGCGAUCGUCUGCAGGCCACAUCGCGCAAGCUGAAAUAUUUGGUGGCCAUGCUGCCGCCUGACAGCGAGUUUCCGCCCUUUCAAGACUUCGACGUGGUGCAUCAUUAUCUGCAGUCCGGCGGACCCAAGGUGCAGGCACGCCUGCGGAAGCGCGGACAGAAGAAUCACUGGAGCUACAUCCAUACGCAGCGGCGACCCAAUGUGCACGGCCAGGCUCGCAUCGAGGUGAAGACCCAGUUGACGCAUCGCGACUACAUGAACCUGCUGGCGCAACGUGACGAUGCUCACUUCACAAUCUACAAGAAGCGACGCUGCUUCUUGAUCAACAACCAAUAUUUCCAGCUGGACAUUUACAAGGAGCCCGGCCAUCCGCGCUGCAAGGGUCUGGUGCUGCUGGAAACGUAUUCUUCGCUCACUGGUGACGCGCUGAAAAACUGCAUGCCCAAGUUCUUGAACAUCGUGAAGGAGGUAACCGGCGAUCCGGACUAUUCCAUGUUCAAUCUGUCACUGAAGGAGGACUGGAGCACCACCAAGAAGUUCUGCCGCACAGCGACGCACGCCAAGGGCGCCGCUAACGGAGUCGCCAACACGCCGUUGCUACUCAAUGGCCAGUAGACUUCAAAAUUGUCCUGUUCCUCCCUGAAUCUCUUUUGCACAUGAAUAUUACACGACAACAAACAACAGCAAUGACCUGGCAACAAAAUGUACAAAGAGCUGACGUGUGAUUCACACGAAAGAGCAAGGUCCGAAAAGAUUAGAGCAUUCACGUGGAUUCUCGCAAGAGAUGAAGCAAUCGCCUGG